Messenger RNA from Closterium sp. NIES-67, 2109 nucleotides. The record is from the annotation of a GenBank genome assembly. NCBI's taxonomy places the organism in Eukaryota, Viridiplantae, Streptophyta, Zygnematophyceae, Desmidiales, Closteriaceae.
UCCUAGGUUGUAGAUUCUCUUCAGUCGCAUGGGAUGCCUGUAAGCGUUGCAUGCCAUGCCACUUUCCUUCAAUCGCCAAUCGCCAGUCUUUCUUACUUUCGCGAAAUGAAACAGUCACUUUCUUGUUGCCCUGCGAAGCGACGCAUAGGUGGUCGACAAACUGCGAAUCACGUACUCUGGGCACCCGAUUAAAGUUUUGCUAUGGGUCAGCCCAUAGAGCCUAGCGGGCUCAGCUAGAGGAAACGCGUUCAAGACAAGCGGCUUCCCUUAGAAUGGCCUCGGGAUUAUACGGAUCCGGUUUCGAUGGUAAAAUCCUUUCAGCAAUCCUGGGACAAGACUUCUCUGUAUGGGCUGCAGAGAGACAUGCCCCAAUUCUACAGGCAGACUCUGUCUCCUCUUAUGUAGACUUGCAAACCGUUUCUUCCUGCUUAUCAACCUCCCCCACCCUUCCAAUCAGGCUCCUUAUGGUCAAUCAAUCACUUAGACUCCGAACUUUUGCACUCUGAAGCUCAGGGUGCUAUCAUGAGCGCGCGAGUUUAUGACAAGGAUGGCUUGGUUGACUUUGAAGCCUCCUUUCCUGAAGAAGACAAAUCUUGGCUCUGCAUUCCUCCUCCUGAGCUGCCUUUUCCAAAGAAGAGAUUCUCUCUGCCAGAGUCUGAGGCGUGCUUGGAGCGUGAGUUUUGGCGGGACUACUCAGAGGAAGAUCAGACCUGGCUGUCUAUUCCACCAGAAUCGUCACUCGCCUUUGAUUCUCAAACGCAAUGUCCUGAAAAUGCUGCUCGCAGGAAUCAGAUCCGCGACUGCAGCAGCAGCAGUGGUAGUGUACUGUCUGCUGUAACUUGCACAGGAGAGAGCACUCCGACCGGAAGCAGUGCCAGCAGUGACAGGAGCGUCAGCAUCUCAAAGGUUUUUUCAAACAAGGAGGUUAUGGGGGAAGCACACGCUCAAGAGGUGACGCCAGGGGUAAUGAAGCCAUUGACGUCAUCUAUUCCAGCUGCUGAAGAGAAAUUUCAGGGUCGGAUUUCUGCGGCUUAUGAAAAGCCUUCUCGUCCAGCUAUCGCUGCAAGUUCAAGGGUGGCGGUUGGUGGUUUAAAGACGUCUAUGAGGCCGGUGGCUGAUGCUCAGAGUACUCUGCUGUCAACUGAGGCUGCCAGAAGGCCAGUGAAGGCAGCUCAUGUGAAGGCAGUGAACCGAUUCAAUGCUGCUGAGAAGUCAAGGAAGCCUGUUACUAGGUCAGCACAUUCAGAAGGUGCCAUGAAGAAGAAUGCAACAGCAGCAGCCGUGGGUUCUUCUGUGAAGCCAGUGAACCUACAUGGUUCUUUCCUGGAGUCAACUAAGCCAGUUAAUGCUGCUGCAUUGGCUGUAGUUCAGAAGUCAGGUGAAGCUGUUACUCCCCCUGACAGGCGUAUGAAGCAUACUGCUCCUGCUGACAAGGCACCAGCUGUCAGCUGUGAUGGAUCCACGAUCAAGAUGGCACAUCCUGACAGGCGUAUGAAGCAUACUGCUCCUGCUGACAAGGCACCAGCUGUCAGCUGUGAUGGAUCUGCGAUGAAGAUGGCACAUGGAAGGAUGAAGCAUCAACAGAGUGUGCAAGCAGCAUUCAGAGCCUCAGUUGACAGUGAAGCAGCAAUGGUGACACCACCUGCAGGUGAAGCUCUGAGGCGUCUUGCAAGCAGUGUGUCUCGUAUUCCUCAGCCUACCGGUACUACCGACUCAAGGAAGGCAGCGGUGAUACCCAUGUCUGUGCCAGUCAAGGCCCGUGCCACGUCAGCAGCACCACGUCUGGAAGGAGGUACUGGAGAGAUCACACCACCAAGAGCGGUUAUGAAGACACCUGCCUUGAAAUUUGGUUUCGGGAAAUCGACUAAAACAGCGUACAGUGAGUGGCGUUCUGCAGUGUCAAGGAAAGAUGGACAUGCGUAGAGAUCCAAGACUUGGUUGCUUGGUGCAAAUGCUGAGAGUGGAGUGGAGUCAUGAUGACUGGCGCUUGAUAGAACCCUACUCUUUGAGUGCUACUGCUGUAUGUGAUGAUGACCAUUCAUGAAUGCGACCGUGUCUCAACCUACUGUAGUAAAUCCCUGUAUCGGUGCUGAUGGUGAGUCGUUGUGC